Chenopodium quinoa (quinoa) is the source of this 861-nucleotide messenger RNA. RefSeq lists its product as uncharacterized. The record is from RefSeq and is a predicted model, not a curated record. Lineage: Eukaryota; Viridiplantae; Streptophyta; Magnoliopsida; Caryophyllales; Amaranthaceae. The transcript has a single exon. The coding region runs from base 1 to 861 and encodes 286 amino acids.
AUGUUUCUCGCCGAAGCGUUCCAUGAAUCUCGUGGACACCGCACCGAGGACUGCCUUCAGCUGAAGGACCAGAUCGAAGAGCUGGUCCAAAAAGGAUAUUUAAAGAAAUAUGUCGCGGAACGCCGCGAAGAAAAGAAAGCUGAGAAAGAUUCUCGGCAGGACCUGGACUACCACCGAAAAAGGGACAGAUCUCCCGAGGGAGGGAAUAAUGACAUCCUGACCAUUUUCGGAGGUAUUUCUCGAAAUGCACUGAAGCGUCAUCUGAGGGGUCUCACCCAUCAGAUCCAUCAUGCCCAGUUCCAGAAACCGCAGUCUCCGGUGCCGAACAUGAUGUUCACAUCCGAAGAUUGCAGGGGGGUUGUGUAUCCCCAUGAUGACCUCCUGGUUAUCAUGACAAGCAUCGCAAACCAUAACGUCUAUCGGACACUGGUAGACGGUGGCAGCAGGGCGAAUAUACUUUUUCGAAAGGCAUUCGACCAGCUGAAGUUGGAGAGCAGGCAUUUGACCCCAGUUCCUUAUCCGGUCACUAGAAUCAACGGAUCUUCUUCAUAUCCAGAUGGGAAAAUUCUUCUUCCCGUCAGUCUUGGCCAAGACUGGGCAAGACGAAGCAUCAUGGCCGAAUUCUUGGUCAUUGAUGCCCCAUUAGUAUAUAACGUCAUUAUGGGGAGACCCUUCAUCCAUGAUGUUCAAGGAGUUGUCUCGACAUACCAUCAAGCCAUGAUCUAUGUUUUAGAGGAGGGACGCUCCGAAAAAAUAUUGGGCAGCCAAAGAGAGGCCCGAGAAUGUAACUUCCUCAAGCCAUCCAAGAGUCGCCGCAGCGACAAGGAUGAUGAGGAGGAAAAAGAGAAAGAAAAGGAGUGA